AUCCGCUCACGCUUCUAGCGUUAGCGAUCGAGUCCGAGGGUGGCGCAGCCUCGACCGCCCUCGUCGACGCGACCUCGGACCCGCCGCGCGAGAUGACGCUCCCUCAGCUGAUCAGCGCUGCUUCGCGUCUGGCGGAUCGCAUCGCCGGCGCCCUGGCGCGUGGUGCGGGUGCUCCGGAGGCCACGCCGAGCGGCGGCCAGCCGGUCGACCCUCCGUUUGUGGCCGUGGUCGCGGCGGAUGGUCCUCUCGUCGUGAUCGGCCCGCUCGCCGCACUCCUCGCCGGGUGCGCGUUUGUGCUCUGCGACCCCGCCUCGCCCGCCGAGCGGCUGAGGCACGUGCUGCACGACACCGCCGCCGCCGCCGCUCUCGUGCCGCCCGUCGCCACGCUGCCGGCCCGGUCUCUGCCUGAGGCUGUUGCGGCCGUCCGACGCGCCGCCGGUGGGAAAGUGGCGGUGAUCGAGGCGGACGCCGGCGAGAUGCUGCUCGGGGGGGAGGGAGGAGGGGCGGGAGGCAGAGGGGCGGGAGGCGGGGGGUCGGAGGGUUGGGCGUCCCGCCUUCGCGCUGCGGCAGACGGGCCUCGCCUCGCGUACGUCUGCUACACGUCUGGCUCGACCGGCGAACCGAAGGGCUGUGCGGUUGAGCGGCGCGCUCUCGCCGCCUACGCUGUCGCAAACGCGGCGGCGCACGGCGUGGCGCGAGGCUGCCGUGUGCUGCUCGCUUCCGCCGUCUCCUUCGACCCUUCGAUUGGCGAGGCCUUCACCGCGCUGUGUGCGGGCGCGGCGCUGGUGCUUCCGCCGCUGCGCGAGGUGCGGGGGUCGGUGCACACCGCCCUCGCCCGCACCUCCUCCACGCACGUCACCACCACCCCCGCCGUCUGGGGCGCGGUGCCGCUCUCCGCCGCGCCAACGCUGCUCGCCUCGCUGAGGUGCGUCGCGCUCGGCGGCGAACCGAUGCCGCCGCAGAUGCUCGCCGCAUGGGCGGCCGAGGUGCCUCUCUACAACGUCUACGGCGUCACUGAGUGCACAGUCUACCAGGCCUCCCGCCGCGUCGCACCGCCGCCUCUCGCGCCAGGCGGCAGCGCCGACCUGGGCGCUGCGGCGGCCGAGGCGCGGCUGAGUCUUGGCCAAUCUCAUCUCGGGCAACCUCAUCUCGGGCUGCUGCUGGGCGUGCGCGCCGCAUCUCUCGCUCCGCCUCCUCCACCACCACAGCCACGCGCAGUCGCACGCCGCGAGGCGGCCGACCAGGCAGACUACGGCACGAUCCAGGGCCCCUUCGCGCCGGUCGAGCUGCCGCGCCGGCCGCCGGUCGAGCUGCUGCGCCGGCCGUCGUUGCGCCGGUACUGUUCCUUUCUCGCCGCGGCGGGCGUGCGGGCGCCGAGCGAGGACGGCGUGGCGACGGAGGGUGACUCAAGCGGGUCGCAGGCGGAGGCGGAGGCGGAGGCGGAGGCGGAGGCGGAGGCGGAGGCGGAGGAGGAGGAGGAGGAGGAGGCGAUCGGGUUGGCCGAGGCGGCGGCCGAGGCGGAGGAGGAGACGGCUUUGGCAGAGCUAGCGGGCGAGGCUGCUCACGGAGGCGAGGCGGCGGCGCAGGCUCUGCUGCAGCGCGCGAUGGCGGCGGCCGCUCGCCACGGUAGCGACAGCGUGGUGGCCUCUUGCUUGGCCAUGGGAGCUCAGCCCGCGCCGCGAGCGAACAACAAGUUCAUCAACCGGUUGGCACGCGGCGGCGGCGGAGCGCCGUCGGCGCUCCACGAGGCGGCGCGUGCCGGCCACGCCGCCGUCGUCCGCCGUUUGCUGCACGCCGGCGCGCCGCCGACGCUGGUGACAGCCGCCGGCGACUCGCCGCUGCACGUCGCGUGCGCGUCCGCGGCGGGCUUGCCGGCGAUCGCGCCGCUGCUCGAGGCGGGCGCGCCGCUGGCGAUGCGUGACGGGCGGCGCCAGUCGGCGCUGCACAUCGCGUCACGCGCCGGCCACACGCAGGCGGCGCUGCUCGCCGCGGCGACGCCGGCCGCGGGCUGGCCCGCGCACAAGGAGCCGUUCACGGAGCUCCGCGACCGCUGGCACCGGACGGCGCUGAGUUGGGCGGUCGUCAACGGCCACGUGCGCACCGCCACUGCGCUGGUCGCCGCCGGAGCCGCCGUCAACGGCGUGCGUUCGGCCACGAGCGGCAAGCCGAUGCGGGCGAGCCGGCACGCCAAGGCCACGACGCUGCCGCUCGAGACGCCGCUGCACGCGGCGGCACGGCUGCCUCUCGCCACCGCCGUGCCGAUGACGAGGCUCCUGCUCGAGGCGGGCGCCGACCCUGCGCUCUGCGACCAGUUUGGGCGAGCUGCGACCCGGCUCAUGCCCGCUGAGCUCGCGGCUGAGCUUGGCCGCUUGGGGCUCGGUUGCGGGGACGAGAGGCAGGCGGUGUGUGCAACGUAG
Emiliania huxleyi CCMP1516 is the source of this 2417-nucleotide messenger RNA. RefSeq lists its product as hypothetical. Lineage: Eukaryota; Haptophyta; Isochrysidales; Noelaerhabdaceae. Gene Ontology annotation, biological process: secondary metabolite biosynthetic process; amino acid activation for nonribosomal peptide biosynthetic process. Gene Ontology annotation, cellular component: cytoplasm. The record is from RefSeq and is a predicted model, not a curated record. Gene Ontology annotation, molecular function: phosphopantetheine binding; protein binding. The transcript has 10 exons. Bases 93 to 2417 code for a protein of 774 amino acids.